GUGGCGACCUUCGUGCGGACGCUCUUCAGCCUGCUCAACGGCCCCUACGAGGACACGCUCAUCGCCUGGAACAACAACGGCGAGCGCAUCGUCGUCGCGGACCCGUCGCGCUUCGCGGCCGAGGUCUGCCCCAAGUACUUCCGCCACAAGAACUGGAACUCGUUCGUGCGCAUGCUGAACAUGUACGAUUUCCACAAGGUG
Messenger RNA from Aureococcus anophagefferens, 201 nucleotides. RefSeq lists its product as hypothetical. Lineage: Eukaryota; Pelagophyceae; Pelagomonadales; Pelagomonadaceae. Gene Ontology annotation, biological process: regulation of DNA-templated transcription. The transcript has a single exon. The annotation marks the transcript as partial. The record is from RefSeq and is a predicted model, not a curated record. Gene Ontology annotation, molecular function: sequence-specific DNA binding; DNA-binding transcription factor activity.